AUAUACCUUCAUUAUACACAGCUGCGCCCGCGAGGCUCGGGUAAUAUACGCAUAUAAACUUGCCUUUCUCUGUGCUGGUGCGGCCGUCUCUAUAAGUACAAGUAUCGGCCUGUGGCUCUCUUUCAUAUAAAAACGUUGUUGUUUACUUCCUCUCUAUCUCUCUCUCGCGAGCCUCGCUGCCCGAUGUGGUAUGCCCCUGGCUCGAGGCAGUGGGUUAAAAGUUAACCGAGCACCGAUCGCCUCAUGAGAUACUUCGUUUCCCUUGUACCUGCAGUGAUUGAUCCGCAUAGCCCUCGUCCUUUUUUUUUUUUGGACCUUCAUUCGGUUGUUAUAUAUGUGUGCAAAGUGAGGAGCAGGAUCGGUUUUUCAAGUGCUUCGGUUCGUUCGAGUAAAGUUUUCCAAAGAAGACGGGAAGAGGACGUGUCGGAGAACACGAAGGUCGGGAAGCGAGGCUAAAGCGCUUGUAACACACACGCCAAAAAAAACCAAAAAAACAAAGCAAAGGAAAGAAGGAUGGAUCUUUACGGAAUAGCGUGACUCAAGAGCGGCACAUAUUAUAUACAUAUAAUACACCGCAGCCGAGGCUACUCACCCCGAUGGAGGUGAUCUCGACGCGUCGAUACGAGGCUCGGCCUCAGGCCGAUUCUCAUGCUUCCAUUCUAGUCGAUCCGGCCGACGCCGUGGCUACGGUGAAAGAAGAGGAAUGGGAGACGCGGAAGAAAAAAGAGAUAACGACGACGCGGCAGAUCGAGACGCGGGUCAAGCGGCAAGUGGUGCUCGAGGACGGCGAGGUGGUCGUCGACUCGGGACCCCUGGUUACGACCAACACCACCGAGGACGUUGAGCAGCAGGAGCACACGACCCAAGAGAGACGGACGACCGGUGACGAGCCGCAAAAGGUCGACUGGUCGGCCGGCGCCGCGGCUGGGUCUCUCGUGCAGAAGGAGCUCAACGAGACGAUCGUCAAGAGCCGCGAGGAGAUAGAGGAGCUGCUCGAGACCGAGGAUCGCCAACAACUCGGCGACAUAUCGGACGAGGUGAGCGCCUCACGCUUCGGCUCGGACGCGAUCCCGACGACACCCUCGACGGCAGCAGCCGCGGCAGCGGCAGCAGCUCAGUCGCGCAAGGACGCCCUGACGCGAAAGCCCCUCGAUCUGGAAGAGGAGGACGAGGCUCGCAAGUUCGAGACGUCCAAGUGGCUGGAGAGCCACUUUGGGAGCGAGUCGCGAUCGUCCCACGGUUCCCUCGACGACGAGCCCCUCGCGGCAACCACGAGCACGACGACCAAGCACAACGGCACGACCACCACGAGCAGCUACAUCAACGUCACGAUGAAGUCCUCGUGCGGGCCUCGGGAGCCCCACCAGACUUACGGCAACACCAGGCAAACGCGCAACAACACCACCACCAGUAGCAAGAGGGAAUCGAGCUCGCCCAGCGGUUACUUUCAGGGCAUCAGCGAGUGGUCCGAAAGAUACCAGUCCACCACCGUGGAAAAGCAAAACACCCAACACCACGUGAGUAGGGCGAGGUCGCCGAUGCAGCAGCAAUACGUCGCGGAGAGCACAAGCCGAAACAACGAGAACAUUAUAAGUAGUAGCCGGCUGAACGGGCACCACUCGCCGAUCGAGAGGAACAACAGCAAGGAGACGUCCUCGUACUCGCGCAGCUACGAGGCAACGAAGCACCGACACCACGAGCGCUACUCGCCGUCGCACGAGCGCUCGAGGAACGAGCCGCCCUCGCCACCGGUGCGCCGGAAGCCGGCUGGUAGUGGCCGCGUGGAGCGGGAGCUGCAGUCGAAAACCGAGCGCAGCUCGUACCUGAACCAUCACCAGCAGACGGACAGUGGUAGCCACCAGCCCGUUGCCGAGCGCACCUCGAGUCCGGUGCACGUGAUCACGCGCACUUGGGAGAACCGCAACAGGGACGCCCAGCAGCAGCACGAGGAGCGACGCAGCCGCAACAACGAGCGGGUUACGGAGUCGCGCCACCAUUACCACCACGAGUCGAGCUCGGCGUCCCGCGGUAGGCACCGUAGCCCCGAGAGAACAAGGCACAGGCCACAGAGUCCCGUCUCGAGGUCCGUUUCCCCGUCGCCGGUGCGCAGGGACAAACGGGACGAGCACCACUCGCGCCCGUCCAAGUCGCCCAGCCCAUCCAAGUACAAUAUCGGCGAGUCCUUCAAGAAGCUGGUGCGCAAGUUGCGCUCGGCCAGCUCGGAGCGCCGGGGCGCCAGGCGACCGGCCGGCAGUUCGACCUCCCAACUCACUCAAACGGACCACGAGGGCUCCUCGACCUACCUGCAGUACAACACGGUCGACCGGAACGUGCCCCUGGGGCCCGACUACGACAACAAUCAGGAGGACAAUUGGCCGCCCGAGAGACCGCCCCGGUCGCCGCGCAACGUCACGACGAGCGUCAGCAUCAACGUGAACUCGACGCCUGCGCUACCGGUGGCAGCCAAGCCCUUGGCUACCUCCAUAGGUCACAGGGACCACAACGGCAACAGCAAGUACAGGCUGCAGGGACGGUCCGGUAGUCCGUCGAGGCUUCACGAGCAGAUGUUCAAGGAGACGACGACGACGACAACGAACAAGACUCACGAGAGCCAGCCGAUACACCGCUACUACCUGGGCGAGGAUCCCUACGGUGGGAGUAUCUACGGCAAGGAGAAGGGCUACAGGGAGACAACGGCCAAGCUUCGCUCGAGCAGCCGGCACCGGGCCAGGCCCAUCGAGGAGGAGUACAGUCCGGAACCGGGCUCGCUCGGUCGUUUCAGUAAAUCGACGAGCCGGCUCGUCUCUCACGAGUACAGCAACGAGCUGCACCACAGCGAGCCGAAGCGCCACACGAGCGCCCAGACGCUGCCCAGAAAGAUCCCCAGUCCAACCCAGCACCGCAACAACGGCUCGAGCCAAACCAGCACUGGGACGCGGCGGCACCUCCAUCAGACCAACGGUCACUCCGUGUCCAGAUACACCAACGGCUUUGGGAACGACAACAGCGCCACCAGCAUCACCAGAGACGCCAACAGCGGCAAUCAGUACGGCAGCAUGAUCAACAUAUCGUUCAAGAACACCGUCACCUCGACCCCCAAGACGACGCACUACGUACAAACUACGACGCCGAUCAACAACAACAACAAUCACAGCUCGUCGCCACCGAAGCCCGAGCGCACGUACAAGUCCACUCUGUCGCGCAGCAAGAGCUUCAAUGUUGAGAUAGCCGACGAUGGCGUCGUCACGACACCCGUGAGGACCAAUGGUUACAACGGCAGCAACGUGCGCUCUGUCUCGCACAUCAACAAACUCGACGAGGCGCCGCCGCUCAAGAGCCCGGGCAUACUGGCCAGCAUCAGUCGCAGCAACAGGGACCUCAUGGCGACGCGCAACACCAGACUGCACGACUACUAACCACCAAAUUGCUGCUGUGCAGUGCCGAACCGUUUUGGGUUCUUUGUGUCGUGUUGCAGUUUUGUUUUCAGUAUAACACCUCCAGGGAGUAUUUCAUGAAUUUUGAGAAGAAGAAAAAAAAAAAAAACACUCUGUAGCUGCACGUUGGGUGAGAUGGAAGGAAAUUUUUACCGAGGACUAGAGCUAGUUUUUUUUUUUUUUUUUUUCCAUACAAUGCCUUAACGCUACGAAAAUGAAGGGGGAACAUUCUUAACUUUUAACACAGCAGGGAUAUGAUUGAACAACCGAAAAGCGGAAUGAUAAAGGGCUUGCGAGAAAUGUGAGCUUUUUGUCCUUCUUUACUCUUUAUUUAUUUAAAUUAUUUCAAAGUACGAGUAUUUUUACAAUUAGUGAAAGACAUAAAAUGCAACAAUCGAGACACGUAAUGAAAUAUCACAAACAGGUAUACACGUACAUGUACUUGCUAAAUUGUAUUAGGCUUCUUUUGUAAUUUAAGAGAAAAAUAUAAUCAAACUUUAAUAUCGUUAAACAUUAAUCCUUUGCGAAAUAAUAUCGUUAUUUUAAUGAAACUGAAGCUUUGGCGAUUUAUUUUUUCUCAAUAACUUCAAUGUUAAAACAGUCCCUGGAAAAAUAAUUGUCAAAAGCUUUAUUCACAGUUUUGAUUUAAUUUUUCUUUUCUUCCUUUUUUACUUAGCA
Molecule: messenger RNA, 4112 nt
Organism: Copidosoma floridanum
Lineage: Eukaryota; Metazoa; Arthropoda; Insecta; Hymenoptera; Encyrtidae
Gene: chas
Product: chascon
Source: RefSeq, a predicted model, not a curated record